Messenger RNA from Adineta steineri, 1047 nucleotides. NCBI's taxonomy places the organism in Eukaryota, Metazoa, Rotifera, Eurotatoria, Adinetida, Adinetidae. The record is from the annotation of a GenBank genome assembly.
AUGGCAAAUAACAAUACUGUUUCAAAUAAUAUUACUACUGAAGACUACUCCACAUCUAUUUCACCAGUAUGGACAGUCCCAAUAGAUUCUACUUCAGCUUCGGAUAAAUCUGUGUUACCAUUUAACACAAAUCUAGAACUGCAAACUUACGAUACAUUUAUCAGUCAAUCUGCAUCUGACAUCGAUGAUCUCCCACCAAACUAUUUUGAUGUAUCAAUUGUGCCUAAUGGAGCUGUUUUAUUUCAUAAUGAUGUUACUCCAUAUACAGAAGCAUCCAAAGCAGAAAUAGAACGUAAUCGAAAAGGUGUACUUUCAUUUGAUCAACUUAUUGAUAAAAAUCCUGAUCAAUUAUGGCUUUAUUUCAUGACUUAUCUCAAUGAGAAACCGAAAUUAGAUGUCAAUAUUCAUGGUUAUUAUAUAGAGUAUUAUACAGAGAGGGAAAGUUAUCAAGACUCUAGAGGUAACCGGCAAACUCGUACUGAAAGAAAGUCUCGUAAUGUAACUGAGUUCAAUAUUUCCAUUGAUUUAUCACCUUACAUUUGUGAACAUUGGUGGCGUGUUGCUGUUAUUCCAUCGGCAAAGGCACAAAUGGCUGGUGAAGCCGUUACAUUGAGGGAUGCUCUUGAACAAUAUACACUUUCGAAUAAGAAAAUCAAAGAAAUAGUGUUGCAAAAGCAGCUACAUGGCUGGAAUCAAGAAGAAUUGAAAAAUAAACUUUUUGCAUUAGUUCGUUCAACUGGUUAUCAGAAUAAUAUUUCUGUCACUUAUCAUGCAUUGAAUUAUCAAAUUGUCGCUCGUUCAUCUUCAAAACUUAGUCGUUUUGCUAAUUCAACUGUGGCUCGUGUCUUGUGUUGUAUUUCCUGCUUAUGUCUUAUUUUUGGCCCUAUUUAUUAUUGCUUACGUAGCAUAGGUUCAACACGAGAUAAUAUUAUCGCCGAAUAUAUGACUAUGAAACCAGUUGAUACUUUUCUUCGACUUAAUGCUGAAAUGAUUAUUGAUGCAGUGAUUCAGCGUUCACAUAAAUAUUAUAUAGCACGUUUUGCAUAA